Budorcas taxicolor (takin) is the source of this 2592-nucleotide messenger RNA. It is a transcript of the gene DISC1, whose product is annotated as DISC1 scaffold protein. The record is from RefSeq and is a predicted model, not a curated record. NCBI's taxonomy places the organism in Eukaryota, Metazoa, Chordata, Mammalia, Artiodactyla, Bovidae. Gene Ontology annotation, biological process: cilium assembly; neuron migration. The transcript is spliced from 13 exons. Gene Ontology annotation, cellular component: intermediate filament cytoskeleton; centrosome; mitochondrion. Bases 1 to 2592 code for a protein of 863 amino acids.
AUGGAGAAGGUGGAGGCGGAUCGGGAGGAGCCGGCGGGGCGCAUGCUGGGCGGGGCUCCCCAGGGCGCCCCGGCCGGUGGCGGCAGGGGCCACCGCGCAGGCAGCCAAGAUUGCUCACCACCUGCAGCGUCUUUUCGGAGGAGGCGGCUGGCACGGAGGCCGGGCUACAUGAGAAGCGCAGCUGGGCCCAGGAUCGGGUUCCUCUCCCUGCCAGUGGGCGCUCCGUUCCGGGCCCAGGGAGGGGCAUGUGGCAAGGAGUCUCACCACCCUGAGUCCAGGGCCGGCCCGUGUGGCCUUGACCCUGGAGGCCAGUGGCGAGGUUGCUCAGUUGGGAGCCUCAUUCCCAGGAGCACGGCCACCUUGGCUCUGACCGUGGGGCACCGAGGAUCGGCUCUGACGGCCGUGAGAGGAAGCCCAGGGCUCCUUGGGGCUCAGCCCCGAGCUGGCACUGCCCUGCCCAAUAGGCUCAGCAAGCUGAGUGGCCCCAGGGCCACUGGCUGUCGAGGGGAGCUGCCGUCCAUGGACACUCGCGAGGCCCCGAGUCCUUGCCGGGAAGCCUGGAACAAAGGCUGUCCAUCCCCGGAGGACAUGAGUGACACCAGCUGCAGCCUUGGAAGUGGCCCCCAGGCACCCUCCGUCCCUGCCAGCUCUCAGGACGUCUUUACCUCCAGCUUUAGUUUCAUUCGCCUCUCCUUGGGCUCUGCUGGGGAACGGGGAGAAGCAGAAGGCUGCCCACCCUCCAGAGAGGCUGAGGGCCCUCAUCAGAGCCUGGAGGAGAUGGAGGCCAAGGCUGCCAGCUUGGGUGGACCCCACGAUCACCCUCGGCUCCUCUCUCUCCCCUUCACUCUCAAGGCUUCUCAGGGCCUGGCAGAUGCUGCCCAGACCGUGGGGGGCAGCCCUGGGCUGGAGUGCCAGACUCUUCCGUUGUUGGACACAGAUGCUGCCUCCUCCUGCUCCCUGGAUCCCUUGUGGUUUGAAGCCAGCAGCUCUGCGGAUGCUCACCAGUGGGACCCGCUGCUCAGCAGAUGUGAGCCAGCGCUGCUGCACUGCCUGCAGGGCCAGCGGAGGCGGCUGGAGGUAAAAUCCUUAAGAUUAAAGCUUCAGAAACUUCAAGAUAAAGCGAUUGAAGAUGAUGAUUAUGAUAAGGCCGAGAUGAUCCAACAAAGGUUAGAAGCCCUGGAGAAGGAGAGAAGCAGCCUGCACUUUCAGCUUCCUUCUCAACAGCCUGCCCUCAGCGGCCUCCUGGGCCACCUGGGGGCCCAGGCCCAGGCUUCCCUGCGCUGGGCAGCUCAGCGAGCUGGCAGUGACGACCCCCAAGCCCGGCUGAGAAUGGAUCCAAAGACGCUGGAAGCCGCUGCUCAGGACAGUUUGCGAGUGUCCAUCACCAGGCGAGACUGGCUUCUCCGAGAAAAGCAGCAGCUACAGAAAGAAAUUGAGACCCUCCAAGCCAGGAUGUCUGUUCUGGAAGCAAAAGAUCAACAGCUGAGACGGGAAAUUGAGGAGCAGGAGCGGCUUCUCCCGUGGCAGGGCUGCGACCUUGUGGGAGGAUUGUCCCUGGGCGAGCUGCAGGAGGUCACCAAGACCUUGCAGGACACCCUGGCCUUGGCCGAGCAGAUUCCCCUCCGUGCAGAGCCACCUGAAGCCAUCCGGAGCCUCCAGGACAGGAUAAAGUCCCUCAGCUUGUCACUUAAAGAAAUCACUGCUAAGGUGUGUAUGAGUGAAAGACUCUGCAGUGCCCUGAGAAAGAAGGUUAACGAUAUUGAAACCCAACUGCCAGCACUGUUUGAAGCCAAAAUGCUUGCCAUCUCAGGAAACCAUUUCUGUACAGCCAAGGAGUUCACAGAGGAGAUCAGAUCAUUAACGCUGGAGAGGGAAGGGCUGGAGGGGCUUCUCCACAAGCUGUUGGUACUGAGUUCCAGGAACGUCCAAAAGCUGGGAAGUGUGAAAGAAGAUUACAGCAGACUCAGGCAAGAACUGGACCAGGGGAGAGCUGCCUAUGAAACCAGUGUGAAGGUCAAUACUAUGAAGUACAUGGAAAUGCUUGAGGAGAAACUGCACAGCUGCAAGUGUCCGCUGCUUGGAAAAGUGUGGGAAGCUGACUUGGAAGCUUGUCGGUUGCUUAUCCAGAGCUUGCAGCUCCAGGAGGCCAGGGGCAGCCUGUUUGCAGAUGAGAGACAGACGGAUGACUUAGGGGGAGGUACUUAUACAAUGGCUCUGGCCAGCCCCCCGAGGUCCCAUCCUGAAGAGGAAAGGAAGACCCCUUUGCAAGCCUUUGAAGAGUGGACGGUGCACCUGACCCCCUCUCCUCACAGUGCUAGCAGUGAACAGAAAGAGGAAUCUUACAUCUUUUCAGCGGAACUUGGAGAAAAAUGUGAAACCAUAGGCAAGAAGCUAUUGUACUUAGAAGAUCAGCUGCACAUGGCAAUCCACAGUCAUGAUGAAGAUCUCAUUCAGUCUCUCAAGGGGGAGCUCCAGAUGGUGAAGGAAACUCUCCAGGCCAUGGCCCUGCAGCUCCAGCCAGCAAAGGAGGCGGGGGAGAGGGAGGCUGCAGCUUCCUGUGUGACAGCUGGCGUCCGGGAAGCACAGUCCUGA